Molecule: messenger RNA, 1956 nt
Organism: Rhodotorula graminis WP1
Lineage: Eukaryota; Fungi; Basidiomycota; Microbotryomycetes; Sporidiobolales; Sporidiobolaceae
Exons: 5
Coding region: 1-1956 (651 amino acids)
Source: RefSeq, a predicted model, not a curated record
AUGUCGUCCGACCACUCGGGCACGCUCGACCACGCCCGCCUGCACCGCCGCGUUAAGCGCCAGGCCGCCGUCGCCAACCCCUCGGUCCCCGCCGCGUCGGCCGCCGACCCGGCCACCGCCCCCGGCGCGGGCAACGAUGCCGCAGCCGACACGAGCGCACCAGCGCAACCUGCGACGACGACCACGACCCGCGCUGCAGCCGCCGCAACCACGACGACGACCGCCCAGCAGGUCAUCGAGUCGACCUCGAGCGCCGCGCCCUCGUCGAGCACGACCACGGCCGCCCCGGUCGAGAGCUCGACUACCGCCGAGCCGUCCACGACCACGACCCCGAGCACGACCUCGACCACGACCACCACCCAGGCGCCGACGACGACGAGCGCCGCCCCGACCACCUCGUCGACCACGACUUCCACUCCCGAGACGACCUCGUCCGCAACCAGCGAGUCCUCCUCGUCCACGGCCGUCGCCCUCUCGACCUCGGAUGCCACCUCGACCACGAUCGUCAUCGUCUCGGGCUCAGCCGCCUCGCCGUCGUCGUCGAGCGCGCUCCCGACCGCGUCCUCGGCGGGCGACAACGGCUCGAGCGGCUCGUCGAGCCUCGGAACGGGCAGCGUCAUCGGCAUCGUCGCAGGCGCCGUCGUCGGCAUCAUCGUCGUCGCAGGUGUUGCCGUCUGGCUCUUCAAGAAGAAGUUCUCGCGCGACGACGACGACGAUCAAGUGUCGCCUUUCGACCGCGACGAGUUCCGCCGGGCGUCCGUCAUGCUCGACGACGUCGACGAGGCGCACCACUACGAGGCGGCCGCCGCCGCCGCGCAGUACGCGCACUCGCACGGUCACUCGCCCCAGAUGAGCGAGUACUCGAUGCACGAGAUGUACCCGGGCGGCGCGACCGGCCUCGGCCGCUCCGAGACGCUCAUGUCGAACGGGUCCGGCGGCGGCGUCCUGCCCGGGCUCGCGCGCGGCCAGACCCUCAUGAACCCGCGCCCGCCGACCAUGAUCAGCAACCACUACGCCCACCACCAGCAGCAGCAGCAGCAGUUCAUGCCGUCGUACGCGCCCGGCCAGGUCGUCCCGAGCGUGCCGCAGCAGGCCUACCACAACGGCGGCGCGAGCAUGUCGUCCACCAUGGACCUGUACGGCAACACGGGCGGGCCCGGCCCGUACGCUCCCGCCAUCGGCGUCCCGGCGGGCACGCCGUACGGCAACGCGCAGCAGCUCGACCGCUCGCUCGGCAGCGCCAACGCCGGCUCGUGGCGCGGCGGCAACGGCAACGGCGGCGGCGGCGCCGGCGACCUGAGCCGCAACAACUCGCAGCUGUCGAGCUACUCGCAAAUCUCGUCGCCGGCCGACGCGCCCGUCUACCUCCCCGCCGCGCUCCGGGCCGGCGGGAGCUCGCACGGCCACGGCGGUCCUGGCGGCGCCGGCGGCUACCCGGACGAGCGGCCUCUGAGCCGGGUCCACGAGGACGACGAGGCGGCGCCGUCGUACCGCAGCGAGUACGGCGUCGCGCUCGGCGGCGCAGGAGGGUACGGCGGCGGGUACGCGCACCAGCACCAGCACCAGCAGAUGCACGGCGAGAGCCUGAGCCGCAGCGGCACGCCCACCAACGCCAACGUGCAGCAGACCUUCUUCGAGCCGUCGCACACCGGCGGACCGGCCGGCGGCGCGUCGGCGCAGGCCCAGGACGCCAAGUGGGACCUCUACCACGGCGCCGGCUCUGCCGGUCGCGCCCCGGCCGGCCCGUCGUCGCAUGCGCAGAGCGGCGUCGUCGGCCAGGCGUGGAGCGACGAGGAGCUGUCGGCGCUCGCCGGCGGGCAGCAGCGUCGAGGCGCGGCUUCGCCGGGAGGCGACAAGCUCGAGCGGCGGCUGUCGAUCCGCAACGGCGGCCUCGACGCGUACGGCGAUGACGAGCAGGACGCGGCGGCUGCCGCCGCGGCGUCGACCGUUUUUUAA